AUGGCAAUUAAGUUGGUCGCCCUUUUGGCCAUUGGCCUGGCUCUGGUAGCCAUCAGCGAAGCUCGUCAUGUGCCUGGCCAUCGCUACCAUCAGCGGCAGCAGUUCGAGCAGCGUGCCCUGAUCGCCCCCAAGCCCCAUGCUGGCCCCCAGGGUCGCAUCUUCCCGGGCGCUGUGGCCAUCAAGAAGCUGGUGCUGCUGAAGUUCAAGAAGAUCGUGCCCAUCUCCCUGAUCCUGCUCAAGUCGAGCAACGAGAACGAGGCCGAGCUGGUGCCCGUCUACCCCACCGACCAGAUACCCGAGAACGUUCAGUUCAUUCCCACGCCCAAUGGCAUCUCCGGCCACAAGGACGUCCAGGCCAUAGCCAUUCCCAGCGAGCUGCACGACCAGCUGCAGAUCAACGGCCUCUCCAACCUGGAGAACAUCGAGGCGCUGCUCCAGAGCAGCUCCAUCUCGUCCGCUGACUCCGAGGGAGAGUCUGCGCCCGUCGGCAACAGCAUUGCCGUGGCCCAGCCCGAGGAUCUGGUGCUCGAUCAGCCCGAGAACGAUGAGGAUCAGCUGCUCGAUGGUUCAGCAGCUGCCCCCGCACCAGUCCCAGCCUCGGCCCCAGCUGCAGUUGCCGCUGCGCCAGGCCUGCGUCGCCUGUCCGCCGAUGAGCUGCUGCGCUCCGGCGUUCGCAACUCGGCCCAUCUGCAGCAGACCAGCGUAGAGGAGAUCCCCCUGCUGCUGUACUCCGCCAACGAUGGUGGAUCCUCCAGCUCCAGCUCAGGCUUCUCCUCCAGCCAGGGACGCCGCUAUGUGGCCGCCACUCCAGCGCGUCGUCGCCAGCAGCAGUUCUACAACUGAGCAGAGCUCCACCUCCUCCUCCGCCUGCUGGCUCCCUAGGCUUAA
Messenger RNA from Drosophila obscura, 888 nucleotides. RefSeq lists its product as uncharacterized. The coding region runs from base 1 to 843 and encodes 280 amino acids. The transcript has 2 exons. The record is from RefSeq and is a predicted model, not a curated record. Lineage: Eukaryota; Metazoa; Arthropoda; Insecta; Diptera; Drosophilidae.